AUGGCGACGAGAACUCCGGUUUACUUCUUGAGUCAUGGUGGGCCCAACAUCAUGUACGACAACGAGCACCCAGCGUAUCUGAAGCUCGCGCAGAUCGGCAAGGAAAUCACAGGAAAGGUGAAGCCGCGCGCGGUGGUUGUCUUUUCGGCGCAUUGGCAGGCCGGAAAGGACCAUGUGGAGGUCAACAAUGCUGAGAUUACGGAUCUCAUAUAUGAUUUCUACGGCUUCCCAAGCCACUACUAUAAAGAGACGUUUCCGAAUGUCGGCAGCAAGGAAGUCGCGGAUAAAGUCCUGGGUUUGCUGGGUAAUGCGGGGAUCGAUGCUCGCGGCGUCAAGCGGGGAUUGGAUCAUGGGGUGUGGGCGAGUUUUAAGUGUGCCUUCGACCCGGACUCAAACCCCCUCAGCGUCCCCAUCGUACAAGUCUCGCUCUUCAAAACCGAAGAUCCAACCCAGCACUACAAGCUCGGCCAAGCCGUCUCGGCUCUCCGCGACGAAAAUAUCCUCAUCAUCGUCUCCGGCAUGGCGGUGCACAACCUCCGCGAUCUGCAAUUCACCUGGGGAAAUCCCCGCCCGCUCCCCUACACGGCUAGUUUUGACGAGGCGCUCAAAGACGCCGUCACGACGGCUCCGGAGGGCCGGGAACGCGCGAUGGCGGAGCUGCUGAAGAGGCCGGAUGCAAGGCAGGCGCAUCCGUAUUUCGACCAUCUGCUGCCGAUUCAUAUCGGGGCGGGGGCGGCGGGAGAUGAUGUGGGUAAGAGGCUGUGGACGCUGAAGGAGGGGAGUAUGAGCUGGGCGCAGUUUCGGUUUGGGGAGGUGGGGAAUGGGAGUAGUUUGUUGUAA
Aspergillus steynii IBT 23096 is the source of this 840-nucleotide messenger RNA. Its product is annotated as DODA-type extradiol aromatic ring-opening family dioxygenase. Gene Ontology annotation, molecular function: ferrous iron binding; zinc ion binding; oxidoreductase activity, acting on single donors with incorporation of molecular oxygen. The transcript has 4 exons. The record is from RefSeq and is a predicted model, not a curated record. Bases 1 to 840 code for a protein of 279 amino acids. Lineage: Eukaryota; Fungi; Ascomycota; Eurotiomycetes; Eurotiales; Aspergillaceae.